This is a messenger RNA of Rhipicephalus microplus (southern cattle tick), 1661 nucleotides long. RefSeq names its product methyltransferase-like protein (gene Mettl2). Gene Ontology annotation, molecular function: tRNA (cytidine-N3)-methyltransferase activity. Lineage: Eukaryota; Metazoa; Arthropoda; Arachnida; Ixodida; Ixodidae. The record is from RefSeq and is a predicted model, not a curated record.
AAAAUGGCAGCUUCCAUGAACAUCACUUAAUAUGUAUCGCGCGUUUUGAUCUAGACAGCAUCCGCGUUUGAGUCAAUUUCCGCCUCACGAGCGGGAGAAUUUUUUCGUCUGUGGAACCUCGUGAAUCAUCCUGAACAAUGCUUGACUCGAUCAUCGUUUGACCGCGCCGUUUGGCGACAUUGCUCCAAAAUCCGACACUCACGCUAACCAUACAAGUUCACACGCUCCGCACCCAUCAAACACGAUGAGUGAAACUGACAAACGACCUCAGUUCGGCCAACGCUAUCUGGACGAUGACAGCCGAGUAUUCGAACACAAUGCCUGGGACGACAUCUGCUGGACAGAAGAGCAGCUGAAAGCUGCCAAAGAAAAGGUGGACGAGAACUCAGUCAUCAGAGUGGAACCAGCCGUUAGGGACCAAUACGAAGCUGAAGCAGCACAAUACUGGGACAAGUUCUACGGCAUUCACAGCAACCGAUUCUUCAAGGACAGGCACUGGCUGUUUGUGGAGUUUCCCGAGCUGCUGCCCGGAAACGCUUUUACCAGGGAUGCACCGCAGGACGACAGCACGGAGGAAUACCCAGGCAAGACAGCUUCACUAAGGAUUCUCGAGAUUGGCUGUGGUGUGGGAAAUACAGUGUUCCCCAUACUAGAAGUGAACAGGGACUCGGGCUUGUUUGUGUAUGGCUGCGACUUCUCACCUACAGCAGUUUCUGUUCUGAAGGAACACAAGGACUACGAUGAAAAGCGCUGCCACGCUUUUGUCUGCGACGUGACCAAGACGUGGGAUGUGCCUUUCCCCGAGGAAAGCUUGGACACUGUGAUGCUCAUUUUCGUCCUUAGCGCCAUCAGCCCCGACAGGAUGCAACACGUGAUAGACUCAGUGGCUCAAUCUAAGCCGGGAGGAAAGGUGAUCUUCAGAGAUUACGGUCGCUACGACAUGGCUCAGCUGAGAUUCAAGAACGGUCGAUGCAUCGAGGACAACUUCUAUGCCCGCGGCGAUGGAACCAGAGUGUAUUUCUUCACUCAAGACGAAUUGACGAAGAUGUUUACCAAAAGCGGCUUCGAAGAGGAGCAGAACCACCUGGAUCGUAGGCUGCAAGUCAACCGUGGAAAGUUGUUGCGCAUGUAUCGAGUGUGGAUACAGGCUCGAUACAGAAAAAAAGAGGCCACCUCCUGACAAACUGUGAUUGUUAACACAUUGCUGUGUGAUAAAACUGAGUUUCUGUUCAUAACCCUUUGCAAUAUAUCUCCAUGAACUUAGAAACAGGAACACAAAUUCUGUGUAAUAUACCUACUCAUUCAGCAUAUCGUCGUCGUUUUUAACUGCAUAAGAUCCUUUCUUUCUUGGAAGCAAAAAAAAAGUAAAACAUUUAUGGUGGUCCCGAAACCCCCUAAAUGCGAAGCUGCUACAUCCAAGGCCAUGGAAGACUUUAAGUUCAGCAUCGUGCUAAAAAAAAAAGAAUAUUACUUAUGGCUAAACCGAGUAGACUCCAAUGAUGCUUAUGCAAAUUAAGAGUCAAGCUAAUCCUAUUCGAUUAAGAUCUGUGUAGUACGGAGCCAUCUCAUUUUGCAUUAGGAUUCUGAUGACAUAUGCAAACAAAAAAGCUUGAGCAUUCUUUUUUGUUUUUUAGUGAAAUAAAGAUAUGGUCAAUGCUCUA